UAUGGCGGUAUUUGUUUGUACGUGUCAAUGAUGUCACCGGGUCUGUAACCUCUGUAGCUCUGUAGGUAGCUAACUAUUUAUCGUCUGUUUUGAUUUAUAUGGCCAUAGUAUUGUGAAUGAAUACGCAAAUUUAUGAAAAGAUAUUGUGAUUCGACCUGUCAGAAGUUCAUUGAUGGUUCUGUAUAACGGCAAGUGCGCUGUAGUUGUGUGUAAAGGUUAUGCGUCAAGUACAUGUGGCAGGUGGUUCGGUAGUGAUGAUGUCAUUCUGUAUUUGGUAAAAGUACGAUAUCCGGUAUCUAUGUGGCAAAAGGUAUUGAUUUUGAUAGCAACAGUGCAUGCAGAAUCCUAAAAGUUUUGGGUAAAUAGAAUUGUUAGCAGUGAAUGCAGAGAGAAAAUUCUGAACAAUGGAUUUAGAAAAGAAGAAGACACUGAUGAAAUAUACGAGUCUUGUAACAUUAACACUGCAAAAUGCUAUAUUAGGAUUAAGUAUGAGAUACGCUCGUACGCGGUCUGGUGACAUGUUCCUCUCUUCGACUGCAGUUGUGAUGUCAGAAGUAGUGAAGCUCCUGACUUGUCUUGUGUUUGUGUAUCAUGAAGAAGGUACUAUUGACAGGGCAUUAGCAGCUCUCCAUAACACCAUUAUAAAACAGCCAAUGGACACACUGAAAGUUUGUGUUCCCUCUUUUGUGUAUAUAGUUCAGAAUAACUUGUUGUACGUCUCAGCUUCUCAUUUGGAUGCAGCCACAUAUCAAGUGACUUAUCAGUUAAAAAUUCUCACAACAGCCAUGUUUACUGUGCUGAUUCUACGCAGGAGUCUCUUUCCUCUUCAGUGGGGAGCACUGGCAAUUCUUUUGACAGGUGUUGUGAUGGUACAAUUAGCCCAUACAGACACACCAUACUUGCCUUCUGGUGUGGAACAGAAUCGAUUGCUAGGAUUUGGUGCUGCUCUUUCUGCUUGUGUUCUGUCAGGUUUUGCUGGGAUAUACUUUGAGAAACUGCUCAAAGGCUCAGACAUUUCAGUGUGGAUGAGGAAUGUGCAGCUGAGUUUCUUGUCACUCCCGUUUGGGCUCUUUACUUGCCUAAUGUAUGAUGGAACUACUGUUCGCAAUAAUGGAUUCUUUUUUGGUUAUGAUUUCUUUGUGUGGUAUCUUGUCAUCUUACAGGCUGGAGGAGGACUAGUGGUUGCAAUGGUUGUGAAGUAUGCUGACAAUAUUCUGAAGGGCUUUGCCACAUCACUGGCUAUUGUAAUCUCAUGUGUUGCAUCUAUAUAUUUGUUUGAUUUUCAUGUCACACUUCAGUUUGUGUUAGGUGCAUCUCUUGUUAUAUGUUCAAUUUUCAUGUACAAUCACAAACCAGCAACACGAGAAAGUCAGGGUACACAAAAUUUGAAAGUGUGACAUACAGCUCCUGUAUGUCUCCUGCAGUGACAUACAGCUCCUGUAUGUCUCCUGCAGUGACAUAAAAUGAAUGUGCAAGUGCAUGAACAUUUAAUAUAUAAAAAGAAUGAAUGAAAUCUGCCUCUUACAGUGAAA
Messenger RNA from Cryptotermes secundus, 1532 nucleotides. It is a transcript of the gene Ugalt, whose product is annotated as UDP-galactose translocator. The transcript is spliced from 2 exons. Gene Ontology annotation, biological process: pyrimidine nucleotide-sugar transmembrane transport. Gene Ontology annotation, molecular function: UDP-galactose transmembrane transporter activity. The coding region runs from base 405 to 1397 and encodes 330 amino acids. The record is from RefSeq and is a predicted model, not a curated record. NCBI's taxonomy places the organism in Eukaryota, Metazoa, Arthropoda, Insecta, Blattodea, Kalotermitidae. Gene Ontology annotation, cellular component: Golgi membrane.